CCAGGGCAACACCACCUAGACGUUUUUUCAAGGCCUCGGCAAGCCUCCGUCUCGACAGCGUGACGUCACUGCUGUGAGAUCUGUGAGAAAGCAACGCUCGACUGGCUGGAGUCGGAAUGGCUUGCGGCUUCUGUUCGCCAAAUAGACAGACAAUCUCGUUUGCUUCGAAACAAGUUUUCAGAAGGCAAACUGAAAGAAAUUAUUACCUACUAUCUAACAAAAAGAGCUUUGCAAUAUUUUAUCUUUCAAAUGAUGCACUUAUUUACUUGAUUUAUUCACGCUUUAAGCAUUUUCGUGCACAGCCGAGCGAAGUUGGCAGCGCAUGACAGUGCGUCUGGCCACAUUGAUCUUACGUGCUCGCUCGCUCUGCUGGCUGUUGUGGUUGUAGGCUAGUGGCAUUGUUACCGCUCACGCUGUUUUUUUCUUUCUCUUGUGCUGUGUGAGCAUGGUUGGGUAAACUACGCAAUAUGCCUGGAUGCUGCUGUGCACCGGGGUGCAACUCUAACUAUGCUCAUGGACCUAAAGCGCGCGUCUAUCGGUUUCCGAUGGACGCCGACCAAAGAACCGCAUGGACGAGAGCGAUCCCGCGCAAGGAUUUUGCGCCCACAAAAUACACUGUGGUGUGUGAGAAGCACUUUCUUACAAGUGAUUUCGUGACCACUUCGACCUAUCGAGAUGAGAAAACCGGACGAGUACUUGAAGUUCCUCUCCAGCUGAGACGACUCAAGUCUGGUGCUAUCCCCAGCCUAUUUCCUAACUGCCCUUCGUAUCUUUCUCGUCCCACUACUGUUGUCCGGGAAGGCCCUGAAGAGAAGCGGCUUCGUCUAGAGGGAGAAUCACUACAGGAGGCAAUAAGGCAGUCCGUUGAAGCUCACGAAGAAGAGAAGAAAAAGAAUAACAUCAGUACUUUUGAGGACUUGCUCACCGCUCUGACAAGUUUCCAGACAAACACCUUCUGCACAAAACUUGUUACUCACGACAAAGUCCUCUUCCUAAACUUCGAUUCUCAAGAAGCUCCAACCGUGCGGUUUUCUGUGACAGUGUCAGCUGAUUUGAUCGUGAAAGUGUUUGUUGGUGACGUGCAGCUUAACAAGCUCGGGACCCUCGUGCUUCCUGUUUGUUUGUGUGAUCUGCGGGAAAUCGACAAGGUCCUUACUGCUGUGCAAAAUUUGGCAGGAAACUUCUCCAACAGCGAAGAACGCUUGCAGAUUGUCUUGAAGAAGACAGUGGAAACACUGGAUGAACUAGCGUCACAAAGUUUCCCACACGAGUGGCAAGUGGAAGUUGUCAAGUUCGUAAAACAACAAGUCGGCAUUUUACUGAGCAGAACUUCGAGAUACCCUGCGGACUUGCUGGUAUUUGCUAGCCUUGUGUUCACUAUAUCUCCACAUGCGUACAGAUUUAUUAGGUCCACAUCAAAGUUGAAACUUCCACAUCCCGACACAAUUAGACGUGUCUGUGGGUCAUACCGUGUGAACCCAUGCUCUGAGCAACAAGAUGCUUUAUUUCUGUCAUAUGCAAAGAGGCUGGCCGUAGGAAUGGAUGACCACGAAAAAACUGUGACGCUUGUCAUGGAUGAAAUUCAUCUGCAGCCAUACAUUGACUACAAAGGUGGUGGUCUAGUAGGAAUGGCUACAAACAAUCAAAACGCAGCAAAAAAUGCAUAUGUGUUUAUGAUUCAAAGCCUCCUGUCGUCAAGCAAAGACGUAGUGCACAUCCUUCCAGUGGCGAAAAUAGAUGCAAUACAGCUGCAUCAAUUUCUUCGUGAGCUCAUUGAUGGGCUGGAGGCUACAGGAUUUCGAGUAAUUGCGGUUGUUUCAGACAACAACUCCAUCAAUGGGAAGGUGACAAGCUACUGCCUUAAAGAGCUUGGAUUCAAGUACGUUUUACUGGGGAAAUUUCAGUCGGACUGCCCUGAGGACAGGUUUGGCAGGUACCGACAGUUAAGUGGCGCACAGUACCAUAUCUCCAUACGGCAGAUGUAUGAAGCGGAGCACAAAUUGAGGCUGCAGAAGGUCCUCGAGCUGCCAGAGAGUGACGAGAUUCCUCUAUCGCUGACGCUGCCACCUCCACUCGAGUCCCGCCUUGGCUUUCCCGAGCUGCAGGAGAUGGGAAUCCAUCGCGUCCGCAGGGCAGUCCCCUGA
Dermacentor silvarum is the source of this 2144-nucleotide messenger RNA. RefSeq lists its product as uncharacterized. The transcript has 4 exons. Lineage: Eukaryota; Metazoa; Arthropoda; Arachnida; Ixodida; Ixodidae. The record is from RefSeq and is a predicted model, not a curated record. Bases 468 to 2144 code for a protein of 558 amino acids.